This is a messenger RNA of Macadamia integrifolia, 1404 nucleotides long. Its product is annotated as F-box/FBD/LRR-repeat protein At1g13570-like. The coding region runs from base 318 to 1139 and encodes 273 amino acids. The record is from RefSeq and is a predicted model, not a curated record. NCBI's taxonomy places the organism in Eukaryota, Viridiplantae, Streptophyta, Magnoliopsida, Proteales, Proteaceae. The transcript has 3 exons.
AGAGGAGAUACAAAUGCAUGUCAGUUCCAGAUCUCAUAUUCCAUGAUGAUUGUAUACCAGUUUCUGUUGGUUCACUUGGUCAUGAUAAACUUGUGCAAAUUGUUAAUCAUGUUCUCCUACUUCAUAGAGGUCCAGUUUUAACAUUUCAGAUCUCUAGUUCACAGUUAAAAACCUGUUCAGAUAUAGACAGCUGGAUUCUUUACCUCUCAUUAUAUUCUGUCAAUUUUAUCAAAGAUAUUUAACUUCUGAUUUCUGAAUCCGAGCGUCAUAAUGUCCAUCCAUGUUUAUUCUCCUUUAAAAAACUGGUUCAUCUAAUAAUGGCUGGUUGCAUAAUCAUACUUCCUGUGAUGUUCAGAGGCUUUAGCUGUCUCACAACUCUGGCUUUUAAACAUGUUACACUCUCUAAUGCGGCAUUCGAAUGUUUGGUUUCUACCUGCCCUCAACUAGAAGGGUUGGCAUUGAUUGAUAUUGAUGGUCCCACUCGUAUCGAACUUAGCAAUCUGAAACUCAAGUACUUUUGGAUCUAUAGAAAAUUCAUUUCUAUAUACCUCAAAGAGUUAAGGUUUUUAGUUUAUGCAAGCCAUUUUGCAACAACAGCGGUUCAUCCUGACCAACAAAGAACUUGCAAUUUUAGCAACAUUCUUGGCUCUCAACCAGGUAUUCAAAAGCUUGUCAUGGGAGGCUGGUAUCUACAGUCUUUAGCCAUUGGUGCUAUGCCUCGGAGGCUUCCUUCUACUUAUGAUCAUUUGAAGAGCAAAUGCUUUGCCCUGAACAUAGAGGAUAUGAAAGAUAUUUUAGUUGCUAUUUGGUUACUUAAAAGCUCCCCUAAUUUGCAAAAGCUUGAAAUCCAUCUCUGGUGCUUUAAGAGAGAUGCGAUAGUUCCUAUCUUGGAUCAACAAAUAGCAAAGGAUCAGUUGGAGUGUACAUUCAACAAACUUUGUGUUGUGAAUAUGUCUAGACUCCUUGGCAUGAAAAUGGAAUUGGAAUUCAUUAAAUUUUUCCUUGCCAAUUCACCAUUGCUUGAAACAAUGAACAUCAUUCCUGCAAUAAAUGGCAUUGACAAAGGAUUGUUGUUGAAAGAGUUGCUUCGAUUGAAAAGAGCUUCACCACAAGCAGAAAUUUGUGUACUUGAACCCUAAGACUUAAUAGAAGUGAUCCAAGUUGAUGACCGCUACAGCCUCAUUCAACCCUGCCCUUCUUUUUCCCUUUUGUUCUGGUUAAAUGUAUCUUAGUGGUAGAUGUGUCACAGGUCAAAUGCACAUGUUAAAGAGCAUUCAUGUUGGCUACUGAAACUAGUGACAAAAACUUGAUUUUUUCUUUGUUCUAUGGGAUCUUAAUGAUUUGGUGAUAACAUUCAUGUUGCUUAUUGAAACUAGUAAUCAUGGCCUGUGAUUUUCUUUGGCA